Molecule: messenger RNA, 4537 nt
Organism: Conger conger (European conger)
Lineage: Eukaryota; Metazoa; Chordata; Actinopteri; Anguilliformes; Congridae
Gene: klhl38a
Product: kelch-like family member 38a
Exons: 4
Coding region: 335-2101 (588 amino acids)
Molecular function (GO): protein binding
Source: RefSeq, a predicted model, not a curated record
CCCUGCCACAGUAAACACAGAAGAGGGAGUAGGAACAACGCUGACGCCCCAUGCAACGAGAUAGGCCCCGCUCCUGUGGUGGAAUCAAGGGCAGAGUCACGCGGGAUCCUGCUGCACUGUAGGGGGUGGACGGGAGGGCUAUUAUUAGAGCUGGACUGUACACAGCGGGCCUCAUGGCAAGAUCGGAGACCCUCACAACGUACGUCGCAGUGUCCCUCUUCGUGAGCGCUCCCCUUUCCUCUCACCUGUAGCGUAGUUCAGAGAGAGGGGGGGAAAAUGCUAAAGUUCCGGCAAAAUCUUUCCUGAUUGAAAGCUGACCAUCUGGCGCCGUCGGAUGCAAGAGACCCGGAGAAGAAUGGCCAGUGCAUCACGUGAGGUCUAUCAUUUCAAAGAUGAAGAGCUCUCAUCCCACCUCCUCACACAGCUCAACUUCUUGAGGCAGGACAGGAUCUUCACGGACGUGCUCCUGUGCUCGGACGACCAGGAGAUCCCCUGCCACAGGAAUGUCCUGGUGUCCAGCAGCCCCUACUUCAGGGCCAUGUUCUGCAGCAGCUUCAAGGAGAGCAGCCAGGCUAAGAUCGACCUGAAGGGCAUCGCCUCCGGUGUCCUCAGUGGCAUCGUCAACUAUGUGUACACGGGCGCCAUCACCAUCACCAUGGAGAUAGUGCUGCCCCUGAUGCAGGCCGCAUCCAUGCUGCAGUACCCCCGCCUCUUCGAGGCCUGCUCAGCCUUCCUGCAGGAGCAGCUCAACCCGGACAACUGCCUGAGCAUGAUUCGGCUGUCGGAGAUCCUUCACUGCGGGAGCCUCCGGGAGAAGGCCCGGGAGAUGGCCGUGCGCAGCUUCUCAGACGUGGCGGCCUCCGAGGACUUCUGUGAGCUCUCCCUGCCGGAGCUCAUGUGCUACCUGGAGGACGACCGCCUUUGCGCCGAGGAGGAGCAGGUCUUCGAGACCCUCCUGGCCUGGAUCCACCACGACCCCUUCUCCCGCCGGGGCGCCAUCCACGACCUCUUCAAGAAGGUGCGGCUGCGCUACAUCCACCCCACCUACCUCUUCCAGUUCAUCGCCAACGACCCGCUCAUCCAGUCCUCCACCCUCUGCACGGAGAUCAUCGAGUCGGUCCGCCGGCUCAUGUUCUCCGUCAGCGCCAAGUGCACCCAGGAGCUGAAGCCCCUGUGGGUGACGCCGCGCCGCUACACCUGCCACGAGACGCUGGUGGUGGUGGGCGGGCGCAAGAACAACGAGCAGACGUCACGCGAGGCCUUGCUCUACGACGAGCGGACCCAGCGCUGGCAGUGGCUGGCAAAGCUGCCCCUGCGGCUCUACAAGGCCUCGUACGUCUGCAUCCACAGCAUCCUGUACGUGGUGGGGGGGCUCACCAUGAGCUCCGGGGACAACGUGGUCAGCGCCACCGUCUACACGCUGUCCCUCAAGACCAAUCAGUGGAGGACUGCUGAGCCCAUGCUGGAGCAGCGCUACGCGCACCAGUGUGUCUCCUAUUUGCACUUUAUCUUUGCCCUGGGCGGCAUCGGGUCUGACAAACAGAUUUCCAGCUCGGUGGAGAGGUAUAACAGCAUGUUUAACAUGUGGGAGCCCAUGGCCCCCAUGCCCACCGCCGUUCUCCACCCAGCUGUGGCUGCAAACGACCAAAGGAUCUAUGUGUUCGGCGGGGAGGACAUUAUGCAGAACCCCGUCAGGAUGAUACAGGUGUAUCACAUCUCGCGGAAUCUGUGGUCCAGACUGGAGACCAGGACCGUGAAGAAUGUAUGCGCACCUGCCGCCGUCAUCGAAGAUAAGAUCUACAUCAUUGGAGGGUAUACGAGAAGAAUGAUCGCCUAUGACACCAAAGCGAACAAAUUCGUGAAAUGUGAAAACAUGAGGGAGAGGAGAAUGCACCACUCCGCCACCGUGAUCGACAACAAGCUGUACGUCACCGGGGGCCGCUACCUAAACGGUCACGACGUGAUAGAGGACUCGGACUGCUUCGAAUGUUACGACCCGAAGACGGACGUAUGGUCCUCCAAGGGGACGCUACCGUACAAACUGUUUGAUCACGGCUCUCUCCCUCUGAUCUGCGUCUCAAACAAGCCGAACCCUCCCUGAGGAGCCUCCACGCUUCGCACGUCGGUGAAUUCGCUUGUGCCAAUGCUACGCAGAGUUAUGCGGCUGUUAUCGGAAAACGUCCUUUGGGGCUGCAUAAAGGAACAUGUUUGACUAUAUGGUAGCACCUGCAGUCUUAAAUCAAAAGAGAUUUCAGCUAGCGAGCUGAGGUAUAGUACCGACCACAGGAGCAUGCUGAAGACAGUACAGUAAAUACAGACUUGUGUACAGCUGUUCUGCCAUAAGUCUGAUCUAAACGCUUUACUGACAGAUCUCUAUGUCCUCCCCCAAAAAAAGAGGCACUUACCCACCCCUGAGGUAUGGAUGAUAUGUCAUCAGUGAUGGUAUACUUUAAACCUACAUACCAUGUCACAAUGAAUGUAGAAACAUUGUUUUAUCUUGUCCUUCAAAUGUGUGCACUGUUCAAUAGAGAGCAUUCUGACAGUAUGGUAGAGGCAUUUGUCAUCGAUGAUAUUUUCACAUGUAAGGCUCUGUUGAAAUGCAUUCCCCUCAAGCUGACAUUCUUGAAAUGGUACACUUGCUAAGUGUCUUUUAACCAGUGGUCAGAGUUCUUUGUUUAGCUUCUGUCCAAUCACCCUGUACAACAAAAUGAUUUUUCCACAUUUGUUUAUCUGUUGUUGAGGAUAUAUUCGAUGAACAAAAUCUUGCGUGAUUGAGGCUGUUUAAAAAAAAAAAAUACAGAAUAGCCUUGGUGUUUACUUUUUGGGGUGUUCUUUGUCCAUUUUAUUUAAGCAGAACUAUUCUGUCAUGUUCAACAGGACAGCAUUCAACCUGCCCUGGCAAAAGAAAUUCUCUCACAGAUCAUACUGUACAUUCUGUCUCCAGGAAAUGUUCAGUAUCAAUUUCAGUAUCAUUUGUACAGAAGGCAUAAAGCCUAAUGGAAUGUAAUGAGGAAAUUCAGAGCCAUUUAUAGUACCUCCUGUUCUUUGUGCUUUCAUUGUCAGCAGCCCUGGAUUUCUUUAUACUAAUACGAGCUGCAUGGAUGCAUAUCAACUACCUAUCAUUUUCUGUUGUAAAGGAGGCCACCCAGAAUUAUCCUGGUUAAAAACCAAUAUUAGUUUGUCUCUUUUAUUAGACCUGUCACCACACUAUUUAUCAUGGUUUACUGCUUGCUACUACAGUAGCAACAACUUAAGACAUAAUACUGGCUAAAAUGAAACCAGUUUUGGACGUUAUGGUUUCAUUUGACUCCGGGAGACCACUGCUAAUGCUGUCAGCAUGGGGCAUGAGAACAUGCAGGACCCACUUGUUCCUACAUGGUUCUGUGCACAGUGGCUUCUUCUUCAGAAUUAUUAUAAAAUUCUGCCUAAUUGCUUUCUCACUGGAAAUAAAAUUAUCUUUAUUUUCUUCUAAUUUGUACUCUUAUUUAUUUAUUUCUAUUUAAUGUCUUGAGUUUUAUAAAUAUUUGGGAAAACAGUAUAUUUAUACAUAAAUGAUAAAGUUGUAGAAGAAAAAAGUGUUUUUUAAAUUUUUACAAUUAUCAGGUUCUGAUCUUUUUAUUGUUUUGAAUAACAAGUGUGCCAAUUCAAGCAACAUUGGAUUCCAUUUUAUGGCACACUUAACAAAAUGAAUUUUGUGAAAUGUUUAUUUAAUGAUCUGAUCUCUUUGUUACUGUUUAAUAAAAAUGUAUUCAAUGUUAUGUGCAUAAAGAUACUGAUUUAAUCGUGGAUGCAAUUAAAAAAUAAAUGAGCUGAUGAUGGGUGAAUGCCAUUCACUUUGAAGCUUAAUUAAAAAGGGAAUCUCAGUGAAUUUAAGCUGAGUUGAGUAUUUUGUGGAUAGACUGUGUUGCAUUUUCAGAACUCAGAUGACAUUAGAUCUAUGCAAGAUAGAGUUGAAGUCUGGAUUAUGAUGUCAGGGUCAAAAGUAUGUUUCAGAACAUGGAAUCACUGUACUAAACUAAAGCCAAAUUUAACAGAAAGACUUGCUUGCAGCAGGGAAUGAGCCUAGCCCAUUGUUCUAAUUUAAACAAAACAUUAUUGGCAAACCACUGAAAUGAACAUAGUCAGUUUUCUUAAUGAAAUUCAUCAUAUGUAUGUUGUCUGUUUUGAAAAAAAUGGCACUUAAUGGUAAAGCAGAAGAGGAGAGAAUAAAACUGAAAGAAAAUUAAAAUCAAAACAUUCGAUCAGCUAACCGUUGGGUAAAUUGUUGCAGCGACACUUAUCCUUAGACCAAAGGGUUGAGAAGGGUUUCGUUUUGAUAUUUGUGUUCCUUGUGAUAGACCAUGUAUAUCAAACAGCUUGUAUAUUAUUCUGGAACUUGUGGUUGUCUUUAAAAGGGCCCCUUUGAAAAUGUAAUUGCGAUAUCAAAUCAAGCAUUUCCUGAAGCAAAUGAUGUUAAAAUGUGAUGUUCCUUCAAGAAAAAAGAUUAAUUUUCGAAUUUAUUCUAAGUAAAAAUUCUGCUCGUCACAAAAAACCUUUG